Messenger RNA from Lodderomyces margitis, 936 nucleotides. RefSeq names its product putative tyrosine protein phosphatase (gene SIW14). Gene Ontology annotation, cellular component: cytoplasm. The record is from RefSeq and is a predicted model, not a curated record. The transcript has a single exon. Gene Ontology annotation, biological process: protein dephosphorylation. Gene Ontology annotation, molecular function: inositol diphosphate tetrakisphosphate diphosphatase activity; phosphatase activity. NCBI's taxonomy places the organism in Eukaryota, Fungi, Ascomycota, Pichiomycetes, Serinales, Debaryomycetaceae. The coding region runs from base 1 to 936 and encodes 311 amino acids.
AUGGCCGAAAACGCAGAUAGCCCGUUUCAAAUGGACGAGGACAUCCCAGGUCUACCGAAUACCAUAUCAAAGAGGGAACUGACAUACAAUGAUUUUAACGCGCGUUCGUUCAACGCCCACCUGGCCUCGGAGAUUACAUUGCAAACCAACGACGACACGCCACUACGAUCAAAGUUGGAUCAACUCAGGUUGGAAGAGACGGCUAACGAAAACAAUGCUACGACAACAGAAGAGGAAGAGGAAAAGAAUUACGAUGAAGAUGCAGAUGACAAGUUGGAUUUGAAUUUGCAAAAGAAACUUCAAUUGGAAUAUGAACUACAACAGAAGCAAUACAGAAAGUCGGGCGAAACGGCAGACGCGAUAGAGAAGAAGGUGGAGGCGGCGGAAGGAGCAGAGGAGGAGCUACAAUACGACUUUGAUGUUGAUGACCAGCCAUUGACACCACCUGAAAAUUUCGCAUUAGUUAUUGGAUCAAUUUAUAGAAGUUCAUUUCCACAACCGGCCAAUUUUUCGUUCUUGAAACAACUCAAAUUGAAAUCCAUACUAUGUCUCAUCCCAGAAGACUAUCCAGAACUACAAGAAAAGUUUUUUGAAAGCAACAAUGUCAAGUUGUUUCAAUUGGGGAUGUCGGGGAACAAGGAACCAUUUGUGAAGAUCUCACUGGACUUGAUUACACAAGCGCUCAAGAUAGUCCUAGAUCCAGAAAACCAACCAAUACUUAUACAUUGCAAUCGAGGUAAACACCGAACUGGUUGUUUAAUAGGAGUUUUGAGACGAUUGCAAGAUUGGUCGAAAACGAUCAUCUUUGACGAGUAUAGAAAGUUUGCUGCGCCAAAGGAGAGACCAAUGGAUCAGCAGUUUAUUGAGUUGUAUGACGAUAGGCACAUAAAGGAGCAUUGUAAGGAACGUGGGUUGUUGCCGUUGAGAUGGGGGUGA